This is a messenger RNA of Sphaeramia orbicularis (orbiculate cardinalfish), 1102 nucleotides long. It is a transcript of the gene polr3glb, whose product is annotated as RNA polymerase III subunit GL b. Gene Ontology annotation, cellular component: RNA polymerase III complex. The record is from RefSeq and is a predicted model, not a curated record. Gene Ontology annotation, biological process: transcription by RNA polymerase III. The transcript has 8 exons. Bases 231 to 926 code for a protein of 231 amino acids. NCBI's taxonomy places the organism in Eukaryota, Metazoa, Chordata, Actinopteri, Kurtiformes, Apogonidae.
GAAGUGGAGGAGGCGAGGUCGAUAUGUCGUAGUGUUUGAAGUAAACAGAUCAUGUGUGUUCUAUGUAAACAUACAUGAUAAAGAUGUUUUAUCCGGAGAAUGGUCAGCUGCAGCACAAAUCUUUACCUGUUUAACGGACCUGAGAAAAAGACAAAAAACGGAAAUAUAAAAACAGAACAAGGUCCACCUGUCAACCAAUCAGCUGCAACCUCUCUCUGAACCCCGGUGUGAUGGCGGGGCGUGGCCAUGGGCGAGGCCGCAGGAUGAUGAGUUUUAGCGUGGAGGCUGUCGGAAUCAGCAGAGCAGACAGUUUACCUGCCUCCAUCCAGCAACCCACACCUGUUUACCCUGUGAUGGAACAAAAGCCCCUCCCCCUGACAGGUGGUGAGGAGGCGGAGUAUCUGUUGGCUCUGAAGCAGGAGUUCAGAGGAGCCAUGAGGAGUCUGCCCUGUUUCAUCCAACCAGCCGCUCCGCAAAAAGAUGUGGAGAGAUACUCCGAUAAGUACCACAACGGAGAGCAGACAGAUCACCUGAUCCAGUGGACGCCUGACUGGAAGAGACUCCCUAAAGAGCUGCGAGUCCAUGUCAAGAGACGGCGAACACAAGGUGUUGCUGUGGAAGCACACUGCACUGAUGGCGUUCAGGCUGAUCAAAAGAAGAAGAAGAAAAAGAAAAAAAGUGGCUCUGAGAAAGAGGAGGUGCUGCUCACACUAGAGACUCUGGAGAAGAAGGAGAACCAGGAGAGCUCAGAGGAGGAGGAGGAGGGUGACAACAAGAAGAAACAGGAGGAAGAGGAGGCUGAAGGAGAGGAGGAGUACGACGAAGAGGAGUUUGAGGAGGAGACGGAUUACAUUAUGUCCUACUUCGACAACGGGGAGGAAUUCGGAGGAGACAGCGAUGACAACAUGGAUGAAGCGAUUUACUAAAGAACGGACAGAAAUAUGACUAUCAGAAACCGUCCAGUUUUUUUAAACUGAUCUGUUCAUUUACUUUAUGCUGCAGUUUUUUAAUGUUUUUAAAGUUUUUAUAUACUGUUCUGAAAAUAUUUGUAAAGAAAGGGAAUAGAAGCUGUGAGUCCAAUAAACAGCAUCUAUGUGACAGU